ACCAUAAAUAGACGAAAGCAAACCAUUUCGCUCUUCUGAAGUAUUUAACACUAAUUACUUGGCAAGGGGACCCCGUCCCGAGUAUCUGUCUUCUUGGUUGAGAGCGCCUCUUCUUGCCGGGUCUUUUGUCGUAGAUUCGAACAGAAAAUUACAGCAAUAUGCCACGCAAGAAGACAGCAGGAAAGAGAAAGUAUGGCAGGAAGAGUACCAACAUCUUCGCCAUGUUCGACAAAGGGCAGAUUCAGGAGAUGAAAGAGGCUUUCUUCCUAAUAGACCAAGACAGGGACGGAUUCAUCGGGAACGACGACUUGAAAGACAUGUUUGCGUCACUAGGUAAGCAGCCUAACGACAAGUUGGUGGACAGUAUGAUCAAGGAGUCACCAGCACAGAUGAACUUCACCGCCUUUCUGUCUCUUUUCGCCAACAAACUGGGAGGUACGGAUCCAGAAGACGACAUCAACAAAGCAUUUGAGUUCUUUGAUCCAAACAAGACGGGCAAAAUCAAAAAGGCGGCCUUGGUAGAAUUGCUGACAAAGGCGCCGUACGGCGACAAGCUGAACGCUGAAGAGUUGAGUGCCAUGAUGGAGAUAGCGAACGUCGAUCACAAGGGGAUGUUCUACUACCGCGACUUCACUGCAGUCCUCAAGGGUAAGGAGGUAGAAGACUAAAGAAAGGGAGAAUCUGGAGGCGGGAGGCUACAUCUAGGGGUUUCGUGGAUACUGCUUUGGUCGAUACCAAAGGACGAUGAAGUGCCAAGUGUAACAAUGACAUCUAGGAUAAGAAGCCACAGCAAAGACCAACCUACGGCAUUCAUCGAGUAUUUCUAAAAACCCUUUCUGCAGCCUUAUGUGUAAUAAGAAGCUUUGUCAUAGUUCUACACGAAACUGUAAAAAUGAAAUAAAGAAUGGUCCCCGUGUUACUAUUUGUCCCCCACUCUCUUCUGAUCCGACUCUGUGACAAGACAGAAUGAUUUAUAUCGUCUAGGAUUACAUGUAACGUUACCGAAUGCGUCUUAUAGAUGGAUUCCCAAGUGCACAAUGUCUCAAACAUGUAAAUGAAGAAUAUCAAGAAAACGUUGUCCUUAAAGUAGAGUUCUAGCACAAUUGCUUGGCAUGUAUUUACAAUAGACUCUUUAAGUGAGAAAUCGAAGUGUAGAAGCUAUGUUCCUGUACGUGGAAUAUCUGUGUGACCUUGGUGUGUGAGUGACCUUGGACAGACGACCGUCAUGUUUAUUGGAAUAAAGAUACUAAGGGACUCGCAA
Messenger RNA from Branchiostoma floridae (Florida lancelet), 1261 nucleotides. RefSeq names its product myosin regulatory light chain 12A-like. The coding region runs from base 159 to 668 and encodes 169 amino acids. The transcript has 7 exons. Gene Ontology annotation, molecular function: myosin heavy chain binding; calcium ion binding. The record is from RefSeq and is a predicted model, not a curated record. NCBI's taxonomy places the organism in Eukaryota, Metazoa, Chordata, Leptocardii, Amphioxiformes, Branchiostomatidae. Gene Ontology annotation, cellular component: myosin II complex; cytoplasm.